This is a messenger RNA of Paramecium tetraurelia, 1236 nucleotides long. RefSeq lists its product as uncharacterized. Gene Ontology annotation, cellular component: spindle midzone; chromosome passenger complex; spindle pole centrosome. Gene Ontology annotation, molecular function: protein kinase activity; ATP binding. Gene Ontology annotation, biological process: regulation of cytokinesis; protein phosphorylation; mitotic spindle organization. The record is from RefSeq and is a predicted model, not a curated record. Lineage: Eukaryota; Ciliophora; Oligohymenophorea; Peniculida; Parameciidae. The transcript has 4 exons.
AUGAUGUCUAAGUGCAAGUCCUGUUAGGAUGAAGGAUUUUUGACUUGUCCUCUUUGUUAAAAGAUAACAUACUGUUCUAAAAAAUGCAGGGACUACGAUUGGGCUAUUUCUCAUAAGUUCGAUUGCAAAUAAUCGCUUCCCAAAAGAAAUGUUUCUGAAUUCGAAAUUGUUAAUUAAGGCUCUUUGGGGAGAGGGAGUUUUGGCUGCGUAAAAUUAGCACGUGAUAGACAAACAGGUUUGUUGUAUGCAAUGAAGAUUGUAAUUUUUAAAGUAAAGUAGAUCGAGAAACAAGGUGUCUCUAUUGAAAACUUAAAGAGAGAAAUUAGAAUAUAGAAAAAGCUUUAGCAUCCUCAUGUUAUUUAAUUAUUUGAAUUUUUUGAAGAUGAUUAAAAUGUUUAUUUAAUCUUAGAAUAUGCAGAGAAUGGAUCAUUAUUUGGUUACUUGAGGAAAAGGAAAAUCUUAACUGAAAAUGAAUGUUUUGUUUAUUUUUUUUAAACCUGUUUGGGAAUAGAUUAUUUGCAUAAGAAAUAGAUCAUACAUCGAGAUUUAAAACCUGAAAAUCUUUUGCUUGAUAAGGAUGGCAAUAUCAAAAUUUGUGAUUUUGGUUGGUCAGCUGAAAUGAUGAUUACACAAACUAGAAAUACGUUUUGUGGUACCAUUGAUUACAUGACUCCUGAGAUGUUAGAGGAUAAACCUCACGAUUAAUCAUUGGAUAUGUGGUGUUUGGGUGUACUAUUGUAUGAAUUGAUACAUGGGGCUGCUCCUUUUAAAGGUCGAAAUGAUUUUGAAAAAUGCUAAAACAUUUUAAAAUAAGAAAAUUUUGAGAUUGUUGCUAGUGAUCAAGCGAAGGAUCUCAUUUUGGGAUUGAUUAAAAGAGACUCAAAACAAAGACUCACUAUGGAUUAAGUAUUUUCACAUCCUUGGAUGUUGAGGAUGGCCAAAGAGUAUAAUCUGGAUAUCAAAGAGUAUAUAUUCGAGGAGAAAAAGAAUUUGGACUAAUUAAGUAGCAGUUUGAGGCUGGAUACCAAGUUUUCAAAUAGAAAUACGACAACUACAAGGUUGUCAGGAUCAAAUUUUAUGAAGGAAUGCAAUUCCAUAGCUUUCUCUAUGUAUUCUGAUGAAAUGCAACCUCCAAUUUAAAAUAGAAUAACCAGAAGAACAGAUAAUUCUGGAAAAAAAGAAGGAGGGUUCUUUUAGACUCUAUUCUAAAAUUUUGGUUGCACUAGACGUAAUUGA